AUGACGUUGUUCCUUCUUUACGACACACGCGCCAAGGCUUCGCCUACCCGUUUCAAGAUGGCUGCGCUCGUGGGGGUUCGUGCGUGCCUGUCCGCUCUCCAUCUGUCUUCUCCUGGUUUACUGCACGGCUCUUACAAGCUGUGUGCAGUACCCCUCACACGGAGGAAUUUCGCAUCCGAAGCGAAGAAGGUUUUCUCCCGCGAUAAACCGCACGUCAACAUCGGCACCAUCGGUCACGUGGACCACGGAAAGACCACACUCACCGCUGCCAUCACCAAAGUGUUGGCUGAGGCUGGCGGAGCGUGCUAUAAGAAGUAUGAGGACAUCGAUAACGCUCCUGAAGAGAAAGCCAGAGGCAUCACCAUCAACGCCUCCCACGUGGAGUACACCACCUCCAACCGCCACUACGCACACACCGACUGCCCCGGACACGCAGACUACGUCAAGAACAUGAUCACGGGCACGGCUCAACUGGACGGCUGCAUCCUGGUGGUGGCGGCAACGGACGGACAGAUGCCCCAGACGCGGGAGCACCUCCUGCUGGCCCGGCAGAUCGGCGUGGAGCACGUGGUGGUGUUCGUGAACAAGGCGGAUGCGGUGGAGGACAAGGAGAUGUUGGAGCUGGUGGAGCUGGAGAUCCGGGAGCUGCUCAGCGAGUUCGGCUACAACUCGGAGACCACACCCGUGGUCGUCGGUUCCGCCCUCUGCGCUCUGGAGAACAGGCAGCCAGACCUGGGGGUGGAUGCCAUUCUGAAUCUGCUGCAGGUUGUGGAUGAGUACAUUCCUCUGCCGAAGAGGGAGUUGGAGAAACCUUUCCUGCUGCCUGUAGAGGGCGUGCACUCCAUCCCAGGUCGUGGCACUGUAGUCACGGGCACUCUGGAGAGAGGGACAGUAAAGAAGGGAGAUGAGUGCGAGUUUGUUGGACACAAUCGCUCUUUCAAAUCGGUGGUCACAGGAGUUGAGAUGUUCCACCAGUCUCUGGAGCGAGCCGAAGCGGGUGAUAACCUGGGCGCUCUGGUCCGAGGUCUGAAGAGGGAGGACUUGAGGAGAGGUAUGGUCAUGUGUAAACCCGGAUCCAUCCAGCCACACCAGAAGGUCAAGACGCAGGUGUAUAUACUGAGUAAGGAAGAGGGAGGCAGACACAAGCCCUUUGUCACCAACUUCAUGCCUGUCAUGUUCUCGCUCACCUGGGACAUGGUCUGCAGAGUCCAGCUGCCCGAGAACAAGGAGAUGGUCAUGCCCGGGGAGGACACGUCUCUGACCCUGACCCUAAGGCAGCCCAUGGUUCUGGAGAAUGGUCAGAGGUUCACACUGAGGGACGGCAACAGAACCAUCGGUACCGGGCUGGUCACCGAGAUCAUGCCCACCACCCAGGAUGACCUGCACAACUGGGGCUGAGCCAGCCAGAGAUGGGGUGGGGUGGGGUGGGGUGGGGUGGGGGUGUAACGGGCUCUCCAACAUUAGGGGAUCAAAAGUCUACUAUUCUGCGCAUCUCAUUUUGCACCAGAAAGGUCUGCAGUGCGAUUGGUUUGGACGGCACGGCUCUCCUGUGUUCCCGCUAGCUCCCGCCCACUCCAGCACCCAAAGAGCUGAUUGGCUGAGAUGAGGGCAGGGGGAACACCAAACAGUGUAGUGCACUGGAGAUCCGAGACUGGUGCUGAAAGCUGAUUGUGUCUGCAGAGCAUUGGCACGCCGCUGCACCCUAGUGUCCGGGAGGAUGAAUGCGGUGUAUUUUGGGCCGGGGCUUCAUGGAAGGUUUGAGGGAUGGAGAAUUAUUCCUACGUCAUAUACAAAUAGCUUUGCCUACGUCACAUGACGGCACACAGCGGGGCUCAGUGAAAUAUGAUUUUUGGUUAUGAAAUUUGUUUCUGAAUGUGAAAAUGACUGGCUGAGGUAAUAAAGUGUAUUUAAUAGA
Messenger RNA from Electrophorus electricus (electric eel), 1915 nucleotides. RefSeq names its product Tu translation elongation factor, mitochondrial (gene tufm). NCBI's taxonomy places the organism in Eukaryota, Metazoa, Chordata, Actinopteri, Gymnotiformes, Gymnotidae. Gene Ontology annotation, molecular function: translation elongation factor activity; GTP binding; GTPase activity. Gene Ontology annotation, biological process: mitochondrial translational elongation. The record is from RefSeq and is a predicted model, not a curated record. Gene Ontology annotation, cellular component: mitochondrion.